Molecule: messenger RNA, 835 nt
Organism: Solanum lycopersicum (tomato)
Lineage: Eukaryota; Viridiplantae; Streptophyta; Magnoliopsida; Solanales; Solanaceae
Gene: LeMYBI
Product: transcription factor DIVARICATA
Molecular function (GO): DNA binding
Source: RefSeq, marked validated
GUCAUUUACACAAAAAAAAAAUCCCAAUCGGCGAUUCAAUGUCGACAUGGACGAGGGACGACGACAAGCUCUUCGAACACGGCCUGGUUUUGUACCCUGAGAACAGCGCCGACCGGUGGCAAUUGAUCGCCGAUCAUGUCCCCGGGAAAACAGCCGACGAUAUCAUGGCUCAUUACGAUGACCUUGUUCACGAUGUAUAUGAAAUUGAUUCGGGUCGGAUUGAUCUACCGAGCUAUACGGAUGAUCCGGUUGAAUUGGAAGGCGAUUGUCAGAUUACAUCGGGGUCAAACAAGAAGAGUAAUGAAAUUGAGAGGAAAAAGGGUACACCAUGGACUGAAGAUGAACACAGGUUAUUCCUUAUCGGGCUGGACAAAUACGGGAAGGGUGACUGGAGAAGCAUUUCAAGAAACGUAGUGGUAUCAAGGACACCAACACAAGUGGCUAGUCAUGCUCAAAAAUACUUCAUUAGACAACAGGCAAUGAAGAAAGAACGGAAAAGGUCAAGCAUCCAUGAUAUUACAACUGCAGUGGAUACCAACCCAGUGCCUCCUCAAAGCAGCUUUCAAAACCAAAGUGGCAGUCAAAAUUUCAACUUCGCGAUGUAGCUGGAAACAAAAAAGAACAAUCAUACCUGUACAUAGACGAACCACCUGCAAUCAAAUGCUCGAACUUGUAAAGUUUAUUGUACUUUCUAGUUGACAGUUGAUUUUAGUUAGUGAAUCCAGGAGCUUAAAGAUCGAUCUUUGGUCUUUUUUCUCAAGAUGAAAUUGUUGGCAAAAUGGUUGAAGAACAUAAUAUUGUUAAACGUUUCUAGCCAUAAUGUAUUUGUUUAGUA